This is a messenger RNA of Actinia tenebrosa (Australian red waratah sea anemone), 2917 nucleotides long. RefSeq lists its product as uncharacterized. Gene Ontology annotation, biological process: regulation of transcription by RNA polymerase II. Gene Ontology annotation, cellular component: nucleus. Gene Ontology annotation, molecular function: DNA-binding transcription activator activity, RNA polymerase II-specific; RNA polymerase II cis-regulatory region sequence-specific DNA binding. NCBI's taxonomy places the organism in Eukaryota, Metazoa, Cnidaria, Anthozoa, Actiniaria, Actiniidae. The record is from RefSeq and is a predicted model, not a curated record.
UCGGGUUUGUCUGUACCAUUGUCUGGUUCUUCGACUGUUUUAAAAGGAAACAGGAGCAGUUUCUUUAGAGUUUAGCGUCCAUGUUUGGAUUCAGAUUUUUAUGAUCUGGCAAAUUAGGUAAAAACUCAGAUUUCCAGACAGUGAAUCGUCUUCUGUUUCAAACAUUGCUGUAAAAUAUAUUUAUGGAAGACAUUUUUAUGCAAUAAACAAAGAGUUGGUGGAGGAGCAAUAACUGAAGACAUGUCUGCAGAACCUCUCCAAGACAAAAGGAAUGUCAUCAAUUGUGAUGAUGUCCUCCUGCUAUGUGAGAAACCACCCAUAGAUGAUGAUACGAAAAAUACUGCUGGUGAAAUAGGAAAUGAAAAUGAAAAUGAAAAUGAAAAUGAAAAUAGUGGGGAAGUGGAUGAAACAAAUGCUGGCGUAAACGAAGAUGGAGGAGAAACCAACUGCGAUGUAAAGAUGAGUGAAAUGAGUGUGAAAAAUACACAAGAGGAAAGUAGUGACUCAAAACAUGGGAAUGAGAAUGGAAGUGAAAGAGAGAAGCCUGAAGAGGAAGUGGGAGGUGGAAAGAAUGAGGAAAGAGAUGAAAGUGAAGAUGAUGAGGAUAUUCCAUUGUCGUCCAUCAAGUCCAAGCUAAGCAAGGAAGGAUUGCAAAAAGGGACAAGAAAAUCAACGAGGACGAAGAAAAAUGUGUCGUAUGAAGAUGGUGAUGUUGACGACCUUAAUGACAGUGAUGAUGAUGAUGAUGAUGGGGGUGAUGAUGAAGAUGAUGGGGGUGAUGAUGAUGAUGAUGGGGAUGAUGAUGAUGAUGAAAAUGAUGAUGACGAUGAUGAGGAAGAAGAAGAUGAUGAUGAUGCCUCCAAAAAACCCACAUGUGUCAUGUGUGACACGAAGUUUGAAAGAAAAUCUGAACUUGCCAAGCACAUGAAUACUGUUCAUUCCGACUCUAAGCCAUUCAAAUGUAAUGUAUGUAACAAAGGAUUCAAAAGGCGAAGCUGUAUGAUAAGACACAAACACCUUCACACCGAAGAGCGUCCUUACCCGUGUCCUGAGUGCAAAAAAGCCUUCAAGACCUCCUAUGCGUUGUCUUCUCAUCGUGUCACGCAUUCUGAAGACAAACCAUACAAGUGUAGUGAAUGUGACAAGGGAUUUCCACGUUACAGUCAACUCAAAGAUCAUUUUCUGAAGCACACGGGAGAAACUCCUUACGUCUGUGACAAGUGCGACAAGUCUUUCACUACCUUACGAAGUCUUUCAAGACAUCUACUCACCCAUAAAUACAAUACUAAGAGCUACAAAUGUGAACAGUGUAACAAAGCAUUCAAGGGCUUGGAAGCCUUGACCAAGCACACUGAGAAUCAUACCAAAGAAAAGCCUUAUAAGUGUACCUUUUGCGACAAAGCGUACCUCAGACGUAAGCUCCUUCUUGAUCACGUGCAGGCGCAUAGAGACGGCGUCCAGAAACACAUUUGCAUUAUUUGUGACGAGAUCUUCUAUGACUCCAGAUCACUUCACCAACACCAGAAAAUCCACAAAGUUGACAAGCUUUACCAGUGUGAGGAUUGCUUCAAGACGUUCCGCAGAGCUUCGCAACUUAAGGACCAUUUGUUGACUCACACGGGCGAGAAACCUUUCAAAUGCAGCCAGUGUCAAAAGUCAUAUUCGACGUCAAGGUCGCUCGUCAGACACGAGCGAAAUCACACGACGGAAAAGCCCUACCUUUGUAACGACUGUGGGAAAUCUUUUCAGCUGUCCAAGCAGUUGACKUCACACAAGUGUGCGGUACAAGGUGAUGAGUGUUGUCGCUGUACGCAAUGUAAUGCUGUAUUCAAUGUCUUUCAAGAACUUAUCGAUCAUCUGUGGACUCAUACUGAUAGAGAAGUUUAUUCGUGUGAGGACUGCAGUAGUAGUUUUAUUACAUGGUCAGAUUUUGCUAAACACACCACGAUCCAUUCUGAGAAAGGAAAGUUCAAGUGCACCAAGUGUGAGAAAUUUUUCAAACGCCCACAUUCUCUCACCGGACACAUGCUGUCGCACUCUGAAGACCUUCCAUUUGGAUGUACUCAUUGUAAAAAAGAAUUCAAGUGCUCUGCUUAUCUCGUCAAACACAUGYGCAACCACAAGGACCUCAAGCCCUACGAGUGCUCCAAAUGCGGGAAGCGUUUCUCACAGUCGAGGUUACUAGCAAUCCACUCCUUGACCCAUAAACAAGAAAAAGGCUCCAAGUGUAACGAUUGUGAUUACGAGUUCUCAGAUCCGUAUUCCAUUGAGGUCCAUUCCUUGUGUCAUGAAGACGAUAAGCCCUAUCCUUGUACAGAGUCCGGCUGCAAGAGAGCUUUCAGGACCUACGCGGACCUUAAUUUACACCAGCGCUCGCAUACCGGUGAAAAGCCAUAUAAGUGUUCCAAAUGCCAGAAGGAAUUUGUGCAUUCCACGAUAUUCAAUAUGCAUCUGAAGGCGCAUAAAGAGAACAGUUGCUUUCAGUGUCUUCAGUGCAUGAAAGAAUUUUCAGCAGUUCUUCCACUUACAGAACACCUUAGAGUUCAUGCCGGUGAAAAGCCAUUCCGGUGCAAUAAAUGCGGGAAGUCCUUUGGAAGACUGUGGUCGUAUAACAAGCAUCGCCAAAUGCAUAAGAAACAAUUGGUAUACGAGUGUAGACAUUGCAGUAAAGGAUUUGUUGUUUCUCAUUUAUACACUCGUCAUCUUCAGAGCCACAGAGGAACCAAAUAGGUCUCAUGAUUACUCACUGUUGCAAGGAAAGUCUACAAGAAAAGGUUAAGUUUGUCCCGUUUGAAAUUGCCCUAUUUCACUAUGACGUCACUGCUUGUUUAUGUGGGGGAUGGAAUCGCCAAAUCCACUGUAUAGAAAAUUCAACAAAAUUUGCUCCUAGCGAAACAGUUUAAUCUAAAAUGGCCUG